Messenger RNA from Conger conger (European conger), 4412 nucleotides. RefSeq names its product ribosome binding protein 1b (gene rrbp1b). Gene Ontology annotation, biological process: protein transport. The record is from RefSeq and is a predicted model, not a curated record. Bases 74 to 3919 code for a protein of 1281 amino acids. Gene Ontology annotation, cellular component: endoplasmic reticulum membrane. NCBI's taxonomy places the organism in Eukaryota, Metazoa, Chordata, Actinopteri, Anguilliformes, Congridae. The transcript has 37 exons.
GAACUGAUGAAUUAUUAUACAUCAGUUCCACUGUCUAACGUUACAAGUCCCGUUUAAUAACGUGUGUUAACGAAUGUCACACAAUCAUUGCUUGCUGAUGGACCUGUACGACCCUCAGACGCUGGGCCUGGUGGUGUUCGGGGGCUUCAUGGUGGUGUCGGCGCUCAGCAUCGCGCUGGUCUCCUCCCUCUCCAUGAAGGAGACGUCGUACGAGGAGGCGCUGGCCAAGCAGAGGCGGGAGCAGGGGGGCGCGCCCCCCCCCGCCUCGCGCGCCGAGAGGAAGAGGAGGGAGCGGCAGCUGGAGAGGAAGAGCCGGGCCAAGAGGAAGGACGGGGACAAGCCCAACGGCACUGCCGGGGAGCCCGCCGGCCAAUGGGAGCCUGCGCCUGUCCUAGACCACGCCCCCACCCCUGACCGCACCCCCACGCCUGUCACUGAACCGGAACCGGAACCGGAGCCCGAACCGGAACCCCAGCCCCCCGUCGUUGCUGUGGAAACGACCCCUGUCGCCGCCCCCGAACCCGAACCCGAACCCCAGCCGCCUGUCGUUGCCGUGGUUACAGCCCCGGUCCUGGCCCAAGCUCCCCCCGCCGCCCCCUCCCCCAAAGAGCGGAAGAAGAAUAAGAAAGCAGCCAAACAAGAGCCUGCCGCCCCCGCCAAACCCGCCCCCACCCAGGCUCCCCCCGCCCCCGCCAAACCCUCCCCUUCUCCCCCCGCCCCCGCCGAACCCACCCCCGCCCCGCUGCCUGUGGUCGAGGAGCUGUCCGUCAUGGCCCUGCAGCCAGUGGGGGCGCUGCAGAGCCCGCCCCCGGCCACGCCCACUCCUGCCCCCACCCCGGCCAAGGCUGAGGAACCCAGGGCUGUGGCACCACCGAAGAAGAGAGGGUCCUCCAAGAAGAAGGCGGAGCCAGCCCCCGCGGCCCCCCCAGCCCCCGCGGCCCCCCCAGCCCCCGCAGACCCAGCCGAUGCCCCGCCCCCUCUGCCCUACAAGACGCUGCUGAGCACGUUCAGUAGCACGGCGCUCAGUGAAGGCGACGCCCAGAGGCUCAUGGAGGUUCUGUCUGAGAAGGCCGGCAUCGCCCACGACACCUGGCAGAGGGCGGUGCAGAAGGGGGACCCCGUCUCCGUGCUGAAGAGGCAGCUGGAGCAGAAGGAGAAGCAGUUGGCAGCUGAGCGGGAAGAAGCUGCGGCCGCCAAGACCCGGCAGAGAGAGCUGAGCAAGGAGCUGGGAGCGGAGAAGUCUCGGCUGGCGGGCGUGGAGACGCGGCUGAGCUCUGAGCUGAGCGUGCGCGAGCAGGAAAUGAUGUCACUGCAGGCGCGCAUGCAGGCCAGCUACCAGGACCAUGUGACCGAGACGCAGCAGCUCAACGCCAAGAUCCAGGCCCUGCAGGAGCAGCUGGAGGACGGGCCCCCCGCCCAGCUGGCCCGCCUGCAGCAGGAGAACUCCAUCCUGCGGGACGCCCUGAACCAGGCCACCAGCCAGGCCGAGAGCAAGCAGAACGCAGAGCUGGCUAAGCUGCAUCAGGACUGUGCGCGGCUCAGUGGAGAGCUGGGGGAGCGCCGCCAGGCCCUGCAGGCCCAGGAGACGCUCCGAGAGGGCGCAGAGAAACAGCUGGGCCUGCUGCAGGCCGGCUGGGCGCAGACUGAGCGCGCUCUGCAGGAGCGUCUGGAGGAGCUGAGUGAGGAGCUGAGGAGGAGCCAGAGCCACAGCCACAACCUGGAGACACAGCUGGAGUCCUAUGCCCUCACCGACCUGCAGUCGCGUGUGGAGAAGGCGGAGUCGGAGCUGAAGGCGCGCAGUGACCAGGUGGGGGCGCUGCAGGCUGAGCUGGGGCAGGCGGAGCAGGAGAGGGCCCAGCUGCAGGACCACAUCUCCUCCAUACAGACCCUGCUGGAGGCGGGGCAGAGCCAGGGGGCGGAGCAGGAGGCGGAGCACCUCGCCCAGGUGGCGAAAUCUGCAGAGGAGGUGGAGCUUAUGAAGGCCAGGCUGGUGGAGAAAGAGCAGCAGAUGACAUCACUGGCGGAGGAGCUUAAACAGCUGAAGGAGGCGGAGCUACUGAAGAACACAAACGCUGACGCGCACAGCCUGGAGGUGGAGUCACUGCAGAACGGUCUGCCGGAGAAAAUGGAGCAGGUGGCGAAAUCUGCAGAGGAGGUGGAGCUUAUGAAGGCCAGGCUGGUGGAGAAAGAGCAGCAGAUGACAUCACUGGAGGAGGAGCUUAAACAGCUGAAGGAGGCGGAGCUACUGAAGAACACAAACGCUCUCCCUGGUGCCACCGCAGAGACUGAGCAGCUGCAGAACAGCCUGUUGGAACGGGAGCAGCAGGUUUCGUUGCUGGAGGCGGAGCUUAAACAGAUAAAAGAGGAGACAUGCCGGGUAGAGGAAGCGGAUACUCCUGACCUGAGCGUGGAGAAUGAGGAGCUGCAGAACAGUGUAAAGGAGAAGGACGGUCAGCUGGUGUCCCUGGUGGCAGAGCUGAACCUGCUGAGGGAGGAGGUGGAACAGCUGAAGAACACAGACACUCAGGCUGACCUCGCUGAGCAGCACAGAACAGAGACUGAGCAGCUACAGAGCAGUCUCCUGCAGAAGGAGGACCAGAUGACCUCACUGGGGGAGGAGCUUAAGCAGCUCAAAGAGGAGAUGGAACUGCUGAAGAGUGUUGAUGCGCCUGUCGACACCGCAGAGACCGAGCGACUCCAGGACAGCCUCCAGGAGAGAGACCAGCAGCUGGGCGCUCAGGAGCAGGAGCUGCAGCGUCUGAGACAAGAGCUGGAGCAGGUGAAGAACAAGAGCAACGAGCUGCGGGAGAAGAACUGGGCGGCGCUGGAGGCAGUGAGCGCGGCCGAGAGGCUGAGUGAGGAGCGGCUGAGUUCAGCUCGCAGCGCACAGGAGGCCGUAUCGCUCCAGCUGUCUGAGUUCCAGGCUGAGGCCCGGACAGCCCUACAGAGCCUCUUCCCCCAGCUCGCCAUGGAGACCACACAGAGUGAUUGGCUGCAGGAGUUCACUCUGAAAGCCCAGGAGAUCGCCAGUGAGCAGAGCCAGUAUUCCACUCAGGCAGCGAUCCUGCAGGAGAAGCUGGCCGAGGCAGAGGAAGCACAGCGUGUGGCCCAGACAGAGUGUGACCAGUACAGGAGCGUGCUGGGAGAGACCGAGGGCAUGCUGAAGGAGCUGCAGAGAGGAGUGGAGGAGGAGGAGGAGGUGUGGAGGACCAAAGUCGCCCAGACAGAGGAGCAGCUCAAAGUGGCUGCGCUGCAGGUAAAGGUUCUAGAGCAGGCUCUGGAAGCGACCAAUGAGGAGAGCCAGCACUCUGAGCAGCUGAAGGAGCAGGUGUUGCUGCUGGAGGCACAGCUGGAGAAACAUCAGGAGUCUGCCGUGAUCAGCCAGAGUUACGCGGAGGAGGCUACACAGCUGAAGGAUCUCCUCUCCGAGUCUCAGGUGCAGCUUGCUGCCGCUCAGUCUGAGGCCCAGAAACAGAGGGAGGAGCUAGCCCAGGUGAGGCAGCACCUGUGCGUGAUGAGGGAGUGCGCUCUGAGGGAAGACUCCGCCCACACGGCUAACGGACAGCCCGGCCAGGUGCAGCUGCAGCUGGGACAGACGCAGGGGGAUCUGCAGAACGAGCAGACGCUACGGCAGCAGCUGUUCCAGGAGUGUGAGCAGGCGCAGAGGUCUGUGUGUGACCUGCAGGUGCAGCUGGAUCGGCUCAAGACUGCACCUUCCGCUGACACAGAACUCAAGGAGCGGCUGGAGAAGGAGAAGAGGCUGACGAAGGACCUGGGCCAGGCCGCCACCAAACUGCAGCAGCUGCUGAGGACCACCCAGGACCAGCUCUCCAAGGAGCAGAGCACCGUCAGAGCCCUGCAGGAGCAGCUACAGGGGAAGGGUAAUGCGGAGGAUCUGAAGGAAGGAACAUCUGUUUGAAACUGAAGAAACAAAACAAAAAAAAUACCUGCCAAAAAUGCCUUAAAGUUAUGCAUUCUGUCCUGUCCUCUCUGUUGUACGGUAGUUUACAAUGAAACCUUUAAAUAAUAAAACUGUGAUAAGAGUUAAGAACAUUUCAUUGAGAAGAGGGUCAACAGAGCUACGUACAAAACCUUUUUUAUUUUUGUUAUUGUUAUUUUUGUUGUUUGUUGGAAUACAUUCCAUCCGGGCGAUUCUGGCCAUGUCAAACUCUGCCCUGCCUUACAUUCCCAGAAUUCACCACGGUGCAGUGUUAACAAGAAGGGAAACGUUGUGCGUGCAACGCGCAUCGAUUUGUGCAAUUCCGUUUUUUAUGUGUCGUUUGUGUGCGGUUGAAACGGGGAGGAACACUUCAUGGUACACGAACGGGAUGCGGGUGAAGCCGACCGCGUUCCGGAGCUGACUGCCAAAUACAAGUGUGAAUUUGAUAAAGAAUAAACUACAAUGUAGCUGA